AUGACGAACAGCACGUUCAUCGAGGGGUACUCUACGAGCGGAGAGCUGCAUUAUGCGCCGUACACGAACGAUCCGCGGAUCUCGCACGCACAUGGGUGGGAACGGGGGCCUACGAGCUCGCUCACGACAUAUGUCGGCGGCAUCCAGCUUGUGAGCGCGGCGGGAGCUACGUGGGCGAUCGUGCCUCAGGUGGGCGACUUGACGCACGUCGAUGCCGGGUUCUCGACCACUCUCGGUCGCUUCUCGUCGAAGUGGUUCACGGACGGAUCUGUCUUUCGGCUUGAGAUCAGCACGCCGAAGGGGACGACGGGCACUGUCGGUAUACCCUUCCCGGGCAACCGUACGACAGCUACCCUGAUCCGCGCAGAUCGACCAGGCGUACGCGUGACCGCGGACGACUUGGGGAGGUAUUGGAUCACGGACCUGGCUGGUGGAGAUCAUCAGUUCGUUGUGGUUGGGUGGUGA
Molecule: messenger RNA, 465 nt
Organism: Dichomitus squalens LYAD-421 SS1
Lineage: Eukaryota; Fungi; Basidiomycota; Agaricomycetes; Polyporales; Polyporaceae
Exons: 2
Coding region: 1-465 (154 amino acids)
Biological process (GO): carbohydrate metabolic process
Source: RefSeq, a predicted model, not a curated record